AUGUUGAGGGCAAAUGAACAAAGCAGUGACACCAGAGGAGGGUAAGUAUUGAAUAGAUUCCGCCUGUAACCUCAGUCAGGCCCAUUCACCACCAUAAUUAGGCUCUCAAGUGAGAAGUGGCUCCACCACUAAGGCUGUUUGAUGAGAAAUGGCCAGGUAUCCAAGAAUGAGCCAAACAAAUUGAAGAAAGGAGUGCUGCUUAGCCCUCAGUCUCCUUUCGAUUCGGAUUGGGAAUGUUUCUAUUAGAGCCCAUUGAAAAAUCUCCAUGCAGGUAAUAGAUACAACUCUCUUAUUAGACUUUAUCAACCUAUAGAGAGUGGGAAACACCUGUGUAGUUCCUGCCAUCCUCUCCCUGACGACUGGUUGGGAAGUUGGGGUGCAACAACAUAUUGAGGGCACCACAUUGACUAUACCCGAGAGGGAGACAUGUUUGUUUCUUAAGCAUCUGCCUGUUCCACUGACUGCGCUGGGAAUAUUAUGUUUUCAGUGUGAAGUCUUUUAGCUCUGGAAACUGUGGCUAUGGAAGUUGCAUUCUGUCAGUAACUUUCCCCACGAGCAUGCCAAGAUCCUGCGAGAAAAUCGUACAGUGGUACCUUGGGUUAAGAACUUAAUUUGUUCUGGAGGUCCGUUCUUAACCUGAAACUGUUCUUAACCUGAGGUACCACUUUAGCAUUAUGUGUAUGUACAUGUGCAUGGCAUGGCAGGAAUGCAUGGGAACAUUAGGAAAGAUGGUGGCUGAAACUUGGUUGAGUAAUCAUUGGCAGCUAUAGGAGCUCAGGAAAGGGAGCAAGUCUGGGGAUCAGAUUGGCUUGUUGGGUUAUUUGAAAAACAGUGCAUUCGGCAAGAACAAUAUUUGUGGCAGGGAGUCACAAGGGUGGUGGCUGAUGAAUUCAGCAGCCAACUACCAGGUGUUUCCAGAGCUACACCCUCACUUACAUUUUGAGGUCCAGCUUCAUGAGCUAUUUUACCACUCCAGUGAUUCAAAGCAGUUUGAUCAGUUGCAAGGGCCCCACAUCCCCUCCUACACUUUUUCCAGACUUAGGGAGAGGAAGGGGCAGGGCUGGGCCUCAUCCAAGAACACGUAUCUUUGGGUUUUGGGUAGGCUGUGAAAAUCAAGUUCCCUUUCUGCAACCAACAAAGUUGGAUCCAGUGCAAUAGGCUUUCGGCAGGACAUUUAUUUAAGCAUUUGUCCGGCGUGUUAUGGCGCGUAUAGAAUGAAGCUCCCUCUGCUGGUUAAGAAAGAGUCCAUAUGGAUUUGCCAUGUGGAUUAGGAGUAUUAGAGCAGCACCACACUGCUCUUGGCUUCCUAUCCCACCUUUAUGGGCAUAAAUCCCACUAAGUACAGUAGGACUUCCUUCUGAGAAAAUAUAUAUAGUCCUUGUUGGUUAUAUGUUCCCCAUGAGACAGCUAUAUAAAUGUACAACCAUCAAAAUAUACCAUUCAAGUGCUUCCCCCUUUCCUGAAUACUAUGCAUGUAUGCUCUAAUAGACUCAGUCACUGCGCCAGUGUAACACCUCUGGUUCCUCCCUGUAGUUUGUUUUUAGUAUUCACAGAGAAGGGUCUCAUAUUAACCAAACCCAUCACAUCUCUGGUAGAAUGAGGUAUUUGCAAAGGAUAUAUAUACAAAGAGAGAGAGAGAGUGAGUCAUGGCAAGAAUGUUGUGCUCUAUUUUCUGUCGUGGGUGCUUUAGCUGAGAAUCCUGUAUUCCAGGGGGUUGUACUAAAUGACCUUUGAGGUCCCUUCCAACUCUGCAAUUCUAUGAUUCUAUGAUUUCAGCAGCCUUAAAAACACUAAGGGCAGUAUUCAAAUAUAUUUUUUCUGCACUAGCACAAGAUUCCCCGCUCUCCUUCCUCUGCACACACUCUGCGCUCAGUGGAGGAGGUGGGGGGUGGAGAACAGGUGGGGGUGUGGCUGGUGCGUGUCCCGGGGGCGGGGCGCCCAGUGCGGGGGUGGGGCAGCCGCAAUGGCACCCCACCGGGAUUGCGCUGCCCCCGCACCCCUCUUCCUCCACCAGUGUCUGCGCUGUCCUCAAAUCUUCUCCAGAGGGGUUGGGGGAAUCCCCAUAACAGGUUUGGUGGGAGGAAGGAAAGGGGAAGAAUGUUCCUUUGUGCAAGGAGAAAACUUUGCACUGAUGGAAUGUUCUCUUUAGUGCUGUAUUGAAUAGGACCGUAAGCCUGGGAGAAUUCUAGAUUCUGUUGUAGUUCCAUUGCUACUCUCAAUCACUGGUUCUUUUUCUCUUGCAUUGCAAAGUGUUACACCAUGAGAAGGGUGCAUUUUAUCGUAUAUUUCUCCUGCAUCAAACUUCUUCUGAGUUACUGAGCAAAUUACUAAGCUAGUGCUGCCAUCUGCAGGCCAAGGGGUCAAAUCAAAAACCUUCUCUAAUUUGAAGAUGGGUUAGCAGGGGCUGAUGGGAAAUGUGGUCCAAAACAGCAGGUAGGCACUAGGCAGGUGAAGGCAGGGCCAGGUGGUAGACAAUUCAGCUUUAUGUUGUUGUUUCCUGUACCACAAGAGGAGCAAACCAAAAGUCACACACUCCGAACUUUAAUCCCCGCAUUGAGAGAUCUGUGAAAGUCACACACACCCCGCCAAAAUACAUACGUGAAUACAGAAUGACUAAACAUCAGGAAGAACUUUCUGACAGUAAGAGCUCUUUAACAGUGAAACAGACUCCCUCAGAAUAUGGUGGACUCACUUUCAUUGGAGGUUUUAAGCAGAAGUUGGAUGGCCAUCUGUCAGGGAUGCAUUAGUUGAGAUUCCUGCAUUGCAGAGGGUUGGGUUUGAUGACUCUUAGGAUCCCUUCCAACUCUACGAUUCUAUGACAGAAAUGGUGUAAAAGUGAAGGACUGGAAUAUGCUGUUGCCUAAGCACGCAGCGUCAACUACUUGCUGUCAGACAUGGUAUAGAUUUAAAGACUGCUUUUGUGUUUUUACUACAUUUCAUAAAUUGGGGGUCUCCAAAUACUUUCUCAUUCGCUGAUAGAACUCAUAGCAAGGCCUGAAGGAAGCCAUUUCCCACCUAAAGGGAAAACAUGGGGGUGUUUGUUUGUUUGUUCAACAACUCAGUUGUUUACACCCACCAAUCUGUCACUUCUUUCUAAUGAAUUGUAAUUUUCUGGCAUCUGCAUUGCAGUUUUGCAUUUGCCUGCGUGUGUUCAAAUUCUACGGGGCAGAAAAAUCUCACUAGCCGUUUUGUGAAAACAAACACUAAAGUAGUAUUGAAAAAGGGCAUCCAGGGACCUUCUUGUGCAGCAAACGUUGCCAUAUUGUUAAAUCGGCCCUGCUUUAGUAGAUGAUUGCACAAGCUUCCUCUGGUUUAGUAGAAGUGAUAAAGAUAUACCUCAUAUCCCAAAUGGACUUUUCUAUUUUAGAUGUACCACUGGGGGAAGGCAUCCAUUUGGGGGAAAAACCAGACUAGCAGGAUUUUCCAAACAAAACUCCACUUUGAAAGAACCAAUUAAAUGUCCCACCACAAAAACCCCUCUUAGGAGCUUAAUGUUGUUAAAUAGACUCCGAAGCCUGAUUACAUCAUAGCAAAGGGAAGGAAACCUUUUGUUUUCAUUUAUUCACUCUUCUGGAAAGGACAUUUUAACAAGAAAAACAUUUCAGUGAUGGUAUUGAUAUCCAACUGAAGGAAAGGGCUAGAAUCUACAGGACAGGCACCUGAAAGAACAGGAUGCUGGACUAAACAGGCCACUGGCCUGAUCCAGCAACCUCUCCUGACCUGAAAUAUAUGUUGCCAUUGUAAACGUAGUGAAUACCUUGAUAAACUAGAACAAAUGUAGCACAUUUUCUCAUAUUCCAGGCAACGACCGAGAAGGAAAUUCAAAGUUGGGAGAGGAAACUCAGCUAAACAGGAGAUGGGGAAGAGCAGGACUCGCUUUGGGAAAAUGAAGCACAAUCGCAGGCUUCAAUAUCGCACCUCUGCCCUCUACAGUUGCGCGUACCCUGGGGCUCUGGCAGGAUGCAGUAACCAGGGAUUCCAAAGGUAUUCCAUGCCUGUACCCUGCAGUCAAUUCUCCCCCUUAGCGUGGCCGCGGGCUCCACUUACAGAGCACAGCUGUCUAUUUGGAGGGCUGGCAGUAAACCAUCUGAUGGGCUGUCUGGUCUCAACCUGGUUUAAGAAUGAAGAACCAUAAGAAGGGAGGACAGGAUCCAGCCCCCACACAGCAGGGCGCAAACAGGUCGCCUAGCCAGUCUUUCCUAGUAUGGUGAGCUGGAGUGUGCUUGUGCGUGCACACAUGGACAUUUCGUGCAAACAUUGGCUGACUUUUGUGGGGGUGCAUUUCAUUUUAGUGGGGGGUGGGAUGUGAUGUACAAGUGUUUACCCUAUCUUGCCUAGAAGCUUACACUGCAUUGGUGAAACUGCUCUGCAUGUUGAAAGCUACUAUCACCAAUUAAUGCUGUACUCACUGCCCUUCCUUUAUCCACCACAAAGCAUUACAAUCCUAACAGAGUCCCUCCUGGAUCUACUAAGGACUCCUUCACACAGCCCAGGCCUGUCUCUACUGUAUUUUCUCAAGUAGACAAAUUUAAACUAUCUGACCUGCUGAAGUUUUUCAAACCUUGUCUUGUAUUACCAUAUUGAUGUAGAAACGUAGUGCCAAUUAAAAUUUCAGAAAACAGUCUUGGGGCGUUGUUCAUUCUAGAGACUGGCCAUGAAGGAAUCAAGUGAUAGGAUUGAGAUCUAGAAAGUAGGUGUUCUUCCUAGUCUUUGUCCAAUAUUUAAGAUCCUUCCAUAUCAAUGAGAAUGUUAUUUCUUUAAUUCUAUUCCAAAUUAUCAGAAGGGCUAUAGAAAGUUAUGCCUUUAUGCCUUUCUUUUCUCCAGACCAUGGUUGGUAUAUUAACUCAAAGAAAAUUCUUCUUCCAUCUAAAUCCAAGUGACUAUUCUUGCCUUAUCCAAGAAAUCAUUGCUUAAAAGGAUGGGUUGUUUGGUAACUAGUCCACAGCUGGAGCAUUGCUAGCUAAAACAACUCUUUAAUGUUUGACAUAAUUCAGUGCAUGCUAAACUGUAACCAGAUUUGUUAAUCAUUUCAGGGUUGUUUAAAAAGAGAGAGAUAUAUUUCCUUGCAUAUAGACACAGAAAGACAGAUAGACAAGUUCUGUUUCAGUCUUGCCCAGAAGAUGAAGAGGAGCAUAUUGGCUUAAACCUUCUAUGACUGCUGAGGGCUCCUCAGUUAUCAUAACCCUCAAAUUAUAUUGUAGAAGGCUACUUUUCUUGUAAUUUCACCUAUUCACUGUUCAGCUGUAUUGCGAGGGACCUAUUAUACAGAAGGGUGCUCUCAGGAUGAUUUGAGAGUGCCUGUCACAAUAGCCAGGAAAUCUUAUGGGAACAGUGUUGAUCCCUGUUUACCCACAGCACACAGACCAACAAUAUCAACAAAUGGGGCACAGCUAAAGUUAUAUAAAAUUAGUUAAAUCAUGCUGAGCUCCCAAUACUAAAAGCACUUCUUAUUUUGAGCUACAUAGCUGGAAAAGCAGCUAUCUGGGAUAUGGCAUGGCUUGAUCCUCUUCUCUGUAUGUCUUAACCAAGGUUUUGAAUAUGUAGGAGGGAUUCACCAGAUGAGAGUAAGGGGAUCCUUCCAGAUGUUGUAGGACUCCAACUCCCACCAGCCACAGCUGGUACAGCCAAGGGCGAGGGAUGAUGAAAGGUGAAGUCCAACAUCUGGAGGACCAAAGCACAGUGCUGAGAACACCAAGCUGGCAGGUUCGAUUCUCAUAUGGGACAGAUGCAUAUUCCUGCAUUGCAGGACUAGAUGAUACGCAGGGUCCCUUCCAACUCUACGAUUCUAUGAUCCGCACAGCAGGUGAUUCAAAUGUUCUCCUAAGCAGCAAAUGACACUUUCACAGACUGGGGAGGGUGAAAUUCAUAAUGUCACAAAAGCAUGAUCAUUAUGUUCCAGUGGCCCUUUAGUCGUAGAACAUUUUGUUCAGAAUGAUUUUGAUUACUGCCCAACGCCUCUCACCAUCUCUUUUACUGUGUUCCAUUUCUAAUAGGAGCCAGGAGAAUUUGCAGAAAUGGGCACCGCAAAGCUUAUGCUCCGAAAUCCACAUCUUCCCGCAGGUUGUUCUGAAGCCAGGAACUGCCCCAUCUGCCUCGAUGUUCGUUCAUUUGCUUCAGAAACCAGGAGACGCCCCCUUGAACGUGAAACCUUGCCAUCGCAAUCUCCCCCAAGCCUUGCCUUCCGUUUAUUACAGAAGAUCUGAAGGACUGAACCCUUUGAAUAAGACAGCACUUUGGAAUCCGAGAUAAAUCGCUUUGUAAUGAACCAACAGCAAUGCACUCAUGGAAGUUUGUGGGAACUGACUUCUUGCUCUUUUAUGGCAUACAUAGCCCAUUUAUGAAACCUGUCAUUAUAGGUCAGUUUAUGUAAAAUACAAUAGAGAAAACAUGUAUAAUCUGAAGCAUGCAACCCUAUGAUAUAGGCUGCUUGUUCAAAACUGAAACAUACUACUAAAAAUGUACCAUCUACUCGGGUAACAGUGGGAGCUCUAAAAAGGAAAAGUGAGUUUUAACGUUUAUUUUAUUUCAAGGCAUUGGUUCAUAGCCCUAUUAUUUAGUAAAGUGUUUCUUCUGUAGCCAGGUGGACAACUUGAC
Molecule: messenger RNA, 6594 nt
Organism: Podarcis lilfordi (Lilford's wall lizard)
Lineage: Eukaryota; Metazoa; Chordata; Lepidosauria; Squamata; Lacertidae
Source: the annotation of a GenBank genome assembly